This is a messenger RNA of Balaenoptera ricei (Rice's whale), 2007 nucleotides long. RefSeq names its product kelch like family member 10 (gene KLHL10). The transcript has 5 exons. Bases 445 to 2007 code for a protein of 520 amino acids. The record is from RefSeq and is a predicted model, not a curated record. Gene Ontology annotation, molecular function: protein binding. NCBI's taxonomy places the organism in Eukaryota, Metazoa, Chordata, Mammalia, Artiodactyla, Balaenopteridae.
CUUAAGGUUUGCAUGACCAAAAGGCCGCAGAUGGGAGGGGGUGUGAAGGAGCCAUAAGUGAGUUCUGUUGAACAUCCAGAAGGUGCUUCCUUCACGGGGCUCGCUCCUCAUCACAGAAGAUGAGUGACUCAGUCCAGAGGGCAGGAGGGCCCUGGACAUCUGGGCCAGAAUGAAAACCCAUCAGCUUUACUUCUCCCUUCUGCCUCCUCUGACUUGGUUUCCUCGAACUCAGUGUCUCGGGAGCCAAGUGCCAAGCUGCGGAAGAAGGUAGAUGGAUGCCGCAGAGACGCCAGACUGAGCACCGGAAGUGGGCAGCAGGAGCUAGAGUGAAUCAAAAGUCUUAACGUGGUGUUGGCGGUCACGUCCUGCUCCUGAGCUUUGUUUACAAGUGGCUGGAACAACACUGAAAAGAAGGUAUACAACAUCCCUGGCAUUUCCCCCGACAUGAUGAAGCUAAUUAUCGAAUAUGCGUACACCCGGACCAUCCCCAUCACACCAGAGAACGUGGAGAAGCUGCUGGCUGCUGCAGACCAAUUUAACAUCAUGGGUAUUGUCAGGGGUUGCUGUGAGUUCCUCAAGUCGGAGCUGUGUUUGGUUAAUUGUAUCGGCAUCUGCAAGUUCACAGACUACUACUACUGCCCCGAACUGAGGCGGAAGGCCUACAUGUUCAUACUGCACAACUUUGAGGAGAUGGUGAAAGUCUCAGCAGAGUUUUUAGAGCUCUCAGUCACUGAACUUAAGGAUAUCAUUGAGAAAGAUGAGCUCAACGUCAAGCAAGAAGAUGCUGUAUUUGAGGCCAUUAUAAAAUGGAUUUCUCAUGACCCCCAAAAUAGGAAGCAGCAUAUUUCAGUUUUGCUUCCCAAGGUUCGCCUGGCUCUAAUGCAUGCUGAAUACUUCAUGAACAAUGUUAAGAUGAAUGACUAUGUCAAAGACAGUGAGGAAUGCAAGCCAGUCAUCAUUAAUGCACUGAGGGCCAUGUAUGACCUAAACAUGAACGGACCUUCUAAUUCUGACUUCACCAACCCACUCACCAGGCCCCGCCUGCCCUAUGCCAUCCUAUUUGCAGUUGGUGGCUGGAGUGGUGGGAGCCCCACCAACGCCAUUGAGGCAUAUGAUGCUCGGGCAGACAGAUGGCUGAAUGUCACUUGUGAGGAAGAGAGUCCUCGUGCCUACCACGGGGCAGCUUAUUUGAAAGGCUAUGUUUAUAUCAUUGGGGGGUUCGAUAGUGUAGACUAUUUCAAUAGUGUUAAGCGUUUUAACCCAGUCAAGAAAACGUGGCACCAGGUGGCCCCGAUGCACUCCAGGCGUUGCUAUGUCAGCGUGACAGUCCUCAGUAAUUUUAUUUACGCCAUGGGAGGAUUUGAUGGCUACGUGCGUCUCAACACUGCUGAACGUUAUGAGCCAGAGACCAACCAGUGGACACUCAUUGCCCCCAUGCACGAACAGAGGAGUGAUGCGAGUGCCACAACACUCCACGGAAAGGUCUACAUAUGUGGUGGGUUUAACGGAAAUGAAUGCCUGUUUACAGCAGAAGUGUACGACGCUGAGAGUAAUCAGUGGACAGUCAUAGCACCCAUGAGAAGCAGGAGGAGUGGAAUAGGCGUAAUUGCUUAUGGAGAACACAUAUAUGCGGUAGGCGGCUUUGACGGAGCUAAUCGACUUAGGAGUGCAGAAGCCUACAGCCCAGCGGCUAAUACUUGGCGCACGAUCCCCACUAUGUUUAAUCCUCGUAGCAAUUUUGGUAUCGAGGUGGUAGACGACCUCUUGUUUGUGGUGGGUGGCUUUAAUGGCUUUACCACCACCUUUAAUGUUGAGUGCUAUGAUGAAAAGACUGAAGAGUGGUAUGAUGCUCAUGACAUGAGUAUAUACCGCAGUGCUCUGAGCUGCUGUGUGGUACCAGGGCUGGCCAAUGUUGGGGAAUACGCAGCUAGACGAGACAACUUCACAGGAUUAGCACUGCGUGAUGAAGUAAAGUAUUCCGCCUCGACAAGUACCCUACCUGUAUGA